Molecule: messenger RNA, 1851 nt
Organism: Varanus komodoensis (Komodo dragon)
Lineage: Eukaryota; Metazoa; Chordata; Lepidosauria; Squamata; Varanidae
Gene: KDELR2
Product: KDEL endoplasmic reticulum protein retention receptor 2
Exons: 5
Coding region: 110-748 (212 amino acids)
Biological process (GO): protein retention in ER lumen; endoplasmic reticulum to Golgi vesicle-mediated transport
Cellular component (GO): membrane; cis-Golgi network; endoplasmic reticulum
Molecular function (GO): ER lumen protein retrieval receptor activity
Source: RefSeq, a predicted model, not a curated record
GCUGUUUCUAGCCACGUCCCCGGGCCACGUCGCUCGGUGCCCGCUGAGCUCUCGCCAUUUUCGGUUCGGUCCCCGGCUCCUCUCCGCUCCUCUCUCCUCCGCCGGCGCCAUGAACAUUUUCCGCCUCACCGGGGACCUCUCCCACCUGGCGGCCAUCAUCAUCCUGCUGCUCAAGAUCUGGAAGACCCGCUCGUGCGCCGGUAUAUCUGGGAAAAGCCAGCUUCUGUUUGGACUGGUCUUCACUACUCGUUACCUGGAUCUCUUCACUUCAUUCAUUUCAUUGUAUAACACUUCUAUGAAGCUUAUCUACAUCGCUUGCUCGUAUGCUACAGUCUACCUGAUCUACAUGAAAUUUAAGGCUACCUAUGAUGGCAACCACGAUACAUUCAGAGUGGAGUUCCUCGUGGUUCCAGUUGGCGGGCUGUCUUUUCUUGUUAAUCAUGACUUCUCUCCUCUAGAGAUCUUGUGGACCUUCUCCAUCUACUUGGAGUCAGUUGCUAUUCUUCCCCAACUUUUUAUGAUUAGUAAAACUGGGGAAGCAGAGACCAUCACGACUCACUAUCUUUUCUUUUUGGGCCUGUACCGUGCCUUGUACCUUAUCAAUUGGAUUUGGCGCUACUACUUCGAGGGAUUCUUUGACCUUAUAGCUGUUGUUGCUGGCGUGGUCCAGACUAUCCUCUACUGUGACUUCUUUUAUUUGUAUGUUACAAAAGUACUCAAAGGAAAGAAGCUCAGUUUGCCUGCGUAAGUGCCAAAACCAAUCGCCAGCAUCUGUCAUCCUGGAUGCUUAGACAGAACAAUCCUUACCACAAGCAAAAGGUGAAGAUGUUUGAGACAGACAGUCUCCCGCUCUUCUUGCAGAUCCUUGGCAGAUUCUGUAGGAUCAGAGAACAACCAGCUGACUUCUGUUUGAUGCAUCUUGCCUCUAUCUUUUUUUAUUACUAUGUAUAAAGAUUUUUUACAUAAAGAAACUUAAUACUGUGUGAAUUUAAUUCAGUGUGUAGUUUCAAUUGGAAUAGUUCCAAAAAGUAAGGUUUUGUGUGGUUGUUUAUGACUAGGAAUAAGUGCAAAACACUUCUUAUUUUCGAAGGGUUCUUUUUAAAUUACUGACUUAUUUCGGUGCACACAGCUGUGUGCUCACUGAUGGAUGGUAACAGUCUUCUCUUUGAUUUCAAAUUUCAUUCCACUGUAUUUAUUUUUUCCUCCCAGAAGUUGAAAGUUGGAGAUCAGCCGAAAUCACACUACAAAUAGCAGAAAAUUUUCUUGGGUAGGAUGUUGCCAUUUCAUGUCUAUCCUUGGUUAUAAUUUUUCUUUUCAUUGUAAAACAGGGAUGUCCCUAUAGAGUCUGCUAAUGUAUAUUGUCCUCUACCUCUGUUAACCUCCUGAAGACAUGAGCUUGAGAGUAUCUGGUGCCAAUGCAGGUUUUUCUGAACUUAGAGUCCAUUGCUUUUGUGAUUUAGUAGCAGACCUUUCUGUUUUUUUCGUUCAGAACAAAAUUGUUCCAUACCUUUUGGGGGUGCUUAAAGCUCGAAUUCUAUUUAAAAGCAACCUUUGUGUUGCAGCUGUAAGGAAGAACUUGUGAUAGUUGUCCAAUUGAAGUAAACUGUAGGUGGCAAUUUUUAACAAUGUCUACAACUUUUUUUAAGACAGAUACUUUUUUCAAGUAAUCUCCAUGUUCAGCUUUCAAGCAGUUUUAAAUGUGCCAGUUUGGGACAAUUAGUGUCAUUUUUAUAAACUUCUUCCACAAUCAGCAGCACCAAGUACUAUCGAUCAUCUUUACAUGAUUCCCUUUUUUAUUGUUGCAUGACUUCUCCUGUGUUACCAUCCUAAUAAACAUCUUAUGCAGUGGUA